AUGCACAACCUGGAUGGCCUCGCAAUUGUAAAUUAUCUUACGAGCGAACGUGGCAUCAAGAAGAUCGCAGUCCACGGUGAAUCCAUAGGCGGGUUAGUGGCGACGUAUUUGGCGCGCAAGUCUCCCCACGUAAGUGUGCUUAUCGCAGACCGCACGUUCGCCACCGUACCAGCACUGGCUCAGCGAAUGAUUGCAAGGUGGGCUGGAACAGUGGUGGACUGGGUGAUGCGCUGGGAGACUGACAACGUGCAGAACUACCUGGAUGCAACAUGCGCCAAGCUGUUGUGCUCCGAUCCGAGCGACGAUAUUAUCCUCGAUGGUGCGUCACUAAAGUCUGGCGUCGCACUAAGCAUCGAGUUGGGAGACAAGAUUUUCAGUUUACCCCGCCAGCGCGAAGCUGAUGGUUCACCGACUUCACCGGCAUCUCCUUCGAAUUGUGUACGCAAGGUGCGGACACGGCUGGGUCCACGCAGUACGCGUCGCGUCAGCGAAGCAGCGAGUCGACCGCAGUUAGGCCAGCCGCUGACGGAGACUAUCGUCGCCCGCUUCAGCGAAGCCGUUUUGUCUGUUGGUAGGCGCGCAUUGGAGUACACGAGGCGCCGCGAUAAAGAGGAGGCUGAAGGCCAUCAAAGCAAGAAAUCCCUUGAAGAGGCGACAAGCUCCGGUGCGAAAGCUAGUUUAAGCCACGUCACCAUUUCGGUAGAAGACGCGGAGGCCUCAGCUGCAACAGCAACGAGUGAAGACCCUUCUGUAGACACCGAGCAGAACCCAAUGCUCGCAACAGACUCGCCGGAGCCCAUCACGACGACCGCUGCAUUUCCCGACGAGCUCAUUGCUGUGGUCUGGAUGCAGCUCGCUCGUAUGGAUGGGUACUGCGGACAGGUCCUUCUUCAGGCUGCUGAGAACGGAGGGUACGACAAGAUCCGAGCCUGGACGGCUUCGCUGUUGACGUGGGGCGGUCGCGUAGCUCCUGACCGCCGCAGCGCGCGUUCUCUGGAGCCUUUCGAUCGCGACGGCAUCUUUAUUGUGCCUAUCACGGUCGCGGAGGCGCAUGUCAUGCUGCAGCACCUCGUGGAGCAGUACCCGCCUUUGAAGUUCGACUACGACAUCGGCUUCGUGGUACUGAUGAUCGAGUACUUGAACGACUCGCUCCAGCGACGGUGGCGCCAUCUAGACAGCGCCAAGACCGAUGAGCCUAGUGAAGCCACCCAAGGCGACAAGAAGGGCGAGAAACCUGUAGCACCAGACCAGAGCAAGUCGGCAGUCCCGUUGGUGAUUAACACUGGAGAUCCCAAACUAGGCUGCCUACUGCCACUGCAUUGCGGGCAUAACAAGAACUACGAAGACGCAGAGAAGCAGGCGCUGAUUGGUUUUCUGCGGCAUGUAGGCUUCGUAGGACCCACUAAAUAG
This is a messenger RNA of Phytophthora sojae, 1410 nucleotides long. RefSeq lists its product as hypothetical. NCBI's taxonomy places the organism in Eukaryota, Oomycota, Peronosporomycetes, Peronosporales, Peronosporaceae. The coding region runs from base 1 to 1410 and encodes 469 amino acids. The record is from RefSeq and is a predicted model, not a curated record. The transcript has a single exon.